AUGAUGCAACCGCUCAUUGAAUCUAAACCAUAUACAUCACCAUUCCUCCUUGCCGCAUAUGGGAUCAGUAACACAUUUAAAGCCAUUGAUAUUCUUAAUCGAUGGAUAUGGAUUUUUGAAACGUCUCAAGAGUCAAACGUUCGUAUUGUUGCUUUUUCUACAGAUUGCGAUCCGAGAUACUUGUUAGCAAUGCGUUUGACUACAGGCUUUUUUGCAAAACUUACUAAUACUCCGUUAUAUAAUCAUAACAAUAUAUUAAAGAUCCAUUUACCAAAGGACUGGUCAGGAUGGUUUUUUAUGCCUCCUCAUCAAGUUUUAUUUUGUUUUCAAGAUUCCAUACAUUUAUGUGCUAAACUCCGUAAUCGUAUGCUUUCGGAAACAGCAUCACUGUUGAUUGGGAAUGGAGAAGGUUCCAUUCAAGUACUGAAUGAACUUAUAGAAACUAAAUCAAAGUUUGUCCAUGGACUUGUAAAAACUGAUAUAAAGCCGAGCGAUAGGCAAAACUAUAAGUCUUGCCACAAAAUCCUACGUGAGGAAGUAAUAAAUGCUCUUGAAGACAUUGAUGGUUCUUUAGCCACUCGAAUUUAUUUACGCCUCUUGCGUAGUGUAGCUCUCGCCUAUAUUGACCAUAAUACAUCGAUAAUCGAUCGUAUCUAUCAUAGUUGGUUAGCAGUCUUUAUAUGCCGUAUAUGGCAAACCUGGCUGCAUUUAGUACAUAAAGAAGACAUUUCAGCAGCUCAUUCUCAAAUGUCAAAAGAGAACUUAUUUAUUACUGUUCCUGCUCAUUUUUCUAUCGAAAUGAAUGCUCAUAGCCUUGUUGCAAUUUGUUUACUUGUGCAUCAGCAAGAUUUGCCAAUUUCUACUCUUAGGUUUCCAAAUUAUCACUCACAGUCUUGCGAAGCAACUUUUCGUAACUCUAGAUCAAUGUCAGGUGUUUUUUCUACAGUAGUUAAUUUUACUACUGAACAGUUUCUUAAACGAGCUGGUAAACUAUCAGUACUUGCUGAUAUACAAAAUCAGAGUGAAUCUGAAAGCGAAAAAAUAACUGAAAUGCUUCAAGUGAGUUCAUUUGUGCGAGCUCAGUUUGAUAGAAAAUUUAAAAAGGUCUCGUACGAUGAUGAUGAAUCGUAUUUAUCUGAUAAUGAUGAAUCAAGUUAUAAAUUCAGAUCGGAGAUCAAUACUGCAGCGAACUUAGAUUAUGAUAGUUCAUGUGAUGAUGAAACUGAAAAUGUGUCUUCAAUUUCAGCUAGUGAUACUACAAAUACGCAUGAAUCUUUGUUAACACUAUCAAGUGACUCACUUGAAUUAUCACAUGCAGCAAAUAAUAAUGAAACAUACGAAUCUUAUUCAUUACUAUUUGAUAAAGCUAAACAUAACUUCUCUACAAGUUCGAAAACUUCAUUUAUGCACUAUGAAUCAUCACCAACAGCUCCAAAUCAAACAAUUAAUAAAGAAAUAUCAGCUACGAUUAAUAAUAUAGCAAAAGAAGAUUCUCAAGAUUUUAAUCUUUGGCUUUACUGUUUACUGUUUAUAAAAGAUGAAGAACAGGAAGAAACAGUAAGAUUUAGAGAAGCAAAUGCAAAAAAUUGA
This is a messenger RNA of Rotaria socialis, 1590 nucleotides long. The record is from the annotation of a GenBank genome assembly. NCBI's taxonomy places the organism in Eukaryota, Metazoa, Rotifera, Eurotatoria, Philodinida, Philodinidae.